Molecule: messenger RNA, 4446 nt
Organism: Laccaria bicolor S238N-H82
Lineage: Eukaryota; Fungi; Basidiomycota; Agaricomycetes; Agaricales; Hydnangiaceae
Exons: 17
Coding region: 1-4446 (1481 amino acids)
Molecular function (GO): protein binding
Source: RefSeq, a predicted model, not a curated record
AUGCCAGACUACGUAUAUGCUUUACAUGAUUUCCUGCCAGAGAACGAGGAUGAAGUUUCCUUUCGAGCUGGAGACCGGAUAGAGGUCAUCGAGAAGGACGACAUGUACGGUGAUGGCUGGUGGCAGGGACGAAAUCUCAAAGGAAAGGUCGGCCUCUUCCCAAAAAGCUAUACCGCUCCAGCUGCCCCAUCUACCGAGGUCCCAGCGCCUCAAUCGACCCCAUCCGCUAGUGCUGAGACUUCAUCCGCCCCCACCGGAGAGCCGGAAAUCACCACCAUCGCCUCUCCACAACCCAAAAAACUCACACCAACGUUCCUAAGUGGGCAUCACGAUGACGAAGGCUAUGUGGAAGUCCCAGAUAACGGAGAUCUGCGGGGCAACGGAGACGAACUUAGAAUGACAGAUGUGCAGAGAACUAUUGAGCAGCUUGCAAGGGGGGGCGCGGAUGGGGAGGGAGGUUUCACAUUUGCAAGCUCACAUGGCGGGGACACGGAGACGGACGAGACGGACUUUGAGAUGAGCGAUACGGAACGUGCAAACGAUGUGAACGGCGCGCAGGAUUGGCAUAAAGGCGCGCGGACGAAACUGGCUGAGAAGGCAAGGAGGGCGGUGGAGGAGGCUGAAGCGAUCAUGACUGGCAUUAUUGGGUCGUCUAGCGGUACUGGAAGGAUGGUCAGUGCCCCUCCGAUUGAGGCUGAGUGGAGCGACGAGGGCGACGACGAAGGGGGCCCUUUCGAUCGGAUGGAUUUUACAUCCCGGUCAAGCAAGGUCCAGAGGGAAAAACCUUACAUCCUGGAAGAGGUCGAGGAGGUCGAGAAUGGCGAGGCUAGCAAGGGUGGCCAUGCCCAGGAUUUGUCGAUGGACGCGGCUACGACGAUCACUCAUUUAUCCUCUGAUUCUGGGGACCAUCUGCAAGAGAAGGACGAGUUGGAGGCGCAAACCGCUACAAAGACAUCAUUCCCCGUCUUCCAGUCACCUCCUCCAUCGAAUUUGCCGCCUCUUUUGGACGAAAAGAUCCCCUCUCCUGCCAGGUUACCAUCGGCUAAACCCAGUAGCAUUCCAACGGACCCAACUGCUGCUUCACUAUCAAAACACAACAGCGUUAUGUCCUCGUUCUCGAGCAAUGCACCGAGUGUUGCUCUUGCUCCUGCUUAUCAACCUGUAGUGGAGGAAAAGGAGGUAGGGAAGAAGUACCCUAGCGAGUGGACAGUCGAAGAAGUCGUGGAGUGGUUGAAAAAUAAGGAAUUUGACCAAGCUAUCUGUGACAAAUUUAUUGGCGACGUUCUCCUCGAACUGGACGUCAACCUACUCAAGACUGAAAUCGGAGUAAUGGCGUUUGGGAAACGCACGCGCAUCGCAAACGCCAUAACUGACCUGCGUCUCGGACCCCCCUCCAUAGUCUACUCUGACCAUCCAAUGACGGAGAUGCCGUCUCGCUCGUCACCCAUGUACAACGCCUCCGACGCUCCACCACGCGUACAUUCCAGCCAAAGUCACACUCACCAUUCCUCCUCGGGGACGUCGGGGCAUGAUUCCUCGCAGAGCGUACAGAGCUCGCUUGGGAGCCCAAUUGCGUAUGGCGCUGGGAUGCUACCCCAAUUUAGCUUUGGUGGGCCGGGGCACUUUGGACCUGCAGUUGCUGAGGGUGGGUCGUCCUCUGGUGAUAUAUACUCGCACUGGAAUGGGCUUGAGAUUCCGCCUGUUGUGGAUGAGGGUGUUCCGACUGCGUUGACUUUUGAAGACGUUCAGGGCAAGAGCACGUUUUUGCUGGAUGCUAAUGGUGGUUUGAAGAAGGGCCGUCCGUCACAGUUGACACUUUCGCCUAGUGAUGGUGCGCUGAAGGAGAAAAUCAUUUUGCAGCCUGAACAAAAUGAAGAUGAGGAUCGUGGGCAUAUGGGUGAGGGAGAAGUUGAAGUUCCUCCACAGAGCAUGCGUCGGCGGCGCCUAAAUAGUCGCUCGCACGACUCGACUACAUCAGGUGGCCAUUCAUCACCUAAGCACUCUAUUGGUAUCUCUUCACCAGGAGCGCCUACUCAUAGCCAUGAGGAUAAAAACACUACCUCCUUGACAAACGGGUCAGUAAAGCAAGCUCGCGUGCGAAAGGACACGGAUGGCGGUAAGCCUGGUAACACGUUGAGCUUGUUCGCAGUGCCAUUCGCUGGGAAGAGUAGAAAGCCACCUCCAAGCGCCGGCGAGCACGAGUAUCACGCUGAGAAGUCAUCGAUGUUCGGUCUUCCCAAGGGGAUGUGCAAAUCGUCAUCUACUCACUCUCAACGACCGUCUACGCCCACCGGAUCGCCAAAGGAGAAAUUGAAAGAACCACAGUCUUCUUUCAAGGACCGCCACGAGAAAGGGCGAAAGGAGGAAGAGAGGAACGAGAAAGUUGCUGCUGAUAUUGAGCGAUCGACUUUGAGGAAACGUGGCGUUUCUUCUGUUCAGCAGAGUAAUGGGUCGUCGGUGGACGGAAAGAGUUUGAUUGGAGUUGGAGGCGGUGUUACGCAGGGGCAGAGUAUUCUUGGACAGAUUGGAGAGUCUGAUCACGUUGGGUGGAUGCGCAAGAAGAGCGAUCGGCAUAAUUCGUGGAAACUGCGGUAUUUUGUGUUGAAGGGUCGGCAUUUGUAUUGGUUGAAGAGUUCUAGCGUUUCGGAAACUCGGCUAAAGGGAUACCUCGACAUUAUGGGGUACAAAGUGACCGUGGACGAGACUUUGGAUCCUGGUCGUUAUGGAUUCAGAAUUGACCAUGACGCAGACAAACCGCAUUUCUUCAGUUCUGAUGAGAAGUCUAUCAUUCGCGAGUGGAUGAAGGCGAUCAUAAAGGCUACAAUUGGUCGAGAUUACGCGAAACCAGUCAUUUCAUCGUGCAAGAUCCCAACGAUUCCUCUGGUCGUCGCACAAGCCAUGAAUCCCGCUCCACGCCCGCCAUCUCCAACUGCUCGCGAUGCUACUCAAAGAGCACUCCGACGUGAAAAUCCCAACCAGCUGUCAAGUCGUGACGCUCGUGUACUUAUGGGGCUUUCUUCUCACAUGGGUAGCGGCCAAACUCACUUGAAUUCUUUCUUUGCUGAACAUACGGCUAUAGAAAACGAUGAAACUGUCCCAAAGUCCCCAAAGUCUGCUCCCUCGAUACCGUCGAGGGGGAUGCGUAGAGCCAAUUCUGUACGCUCAGCGCUCAGCCCAGCUGAUAACGCCUUGGUGGAAUGGGCCAACUCCCAUCUCUCUGCUUCUCUACAAGUCGAGGACCCCACCGUUUCUUUCUUUGGUGGUCUUGCGCUUCUGCGUCUUGCAGAAUAUAUCAAAGGCAGGCCGUCUUCGCCCCCCGUUCCUGAUUCUGCUUUCCCAGUUGGUCCCACGGACGACAAGCUCGACGGCCUCUUUCUUCUAUUCGACUUUUUGCUCGACAAUGACGUGACGAUGGGGAGCGUGAGCAUCAACGAUAUCCGACAAGGAAAGAGGGACAAGAUCCUGCAGCUCCUGAAGGCGCUCAAGUCGUGGGACGACAAGAGGCGAGCUCUCGCCCAGACGAUGAAUGGAACGUUGAAUCCCAGUGGUGGUGGGGCAUUCUUGAUGCCGACAGGCAUGCAGUGGGCUAUGUGUUUGAUGUCCGUGUUGACCUUCGCGCCUUCGCUGAGCUUUCUCCCGCAGAGCAUUCGCCCCAUGAAUUCGAUUGAGUUUAGGCCUUCCGAGUACGAAUUCAAGAGGCCUCAGCCCAUGGUGCAGCUUUCGAGGGAUCUUAUCCCCAGUUUUGAAGCUGAGGCUCAUCAUCAGAAAUACGUCCAACGUUGGUCGACCCUCGACCUCUGGCGGCGACUCUGCCGUGUCCUUUUGAUUCGUGAAUCGUCCCCAUGCCAUCCUAAUUCUUUGGCCAUCCAACAUGCAAUCGUUGUUCAUUUCCCGAGUAGCCAACAACUUUGCUCAUCACCUGUACCGAGUAUCAGAAAACCUAUCCCCCCUUCCACCCUCACAUCUUCUUCUUCGCUGCGGUCCCUUCGUGAACCGUUGAUCAGGGAGCUACCUCUACACACGAUCUGGAUGGAAUGGCGUUUACUGAGAUCAGAUUCCUCGUUCAUCAAAGGCUUUCUAUGGCAAACUGCCAAGAUCGAGGAUAACUGCGUUUUGAGAGAUCGUACAUAUAUGCGCGGUAUCUUUUGGCGCUGGAGACUCAACCUGACUGAGCGCGAGGUGGCUGGUACCUGUGGACCCCGAAUCCACCUCGAAGUCACAAGUCUUGCCAAUGGCUGGGGAAAUUUGCACGGUCUACAUGAGGACGCCCGCUUCGAGAAUUUCUGGUUGAUGCCUACCUCCCGCCCUGGUGUUCGGGGCGCCAGGAUCGUUUGUUGUCUGUACCAGUGUGUGCUUAAGUGGUUUGUUCUUCUCAGGUCCGCCGAGGCCGCUCUCCGGUGCCAUCAUCAUGCGUCCAUCUGGCAUCUUUUUCAGAAGGAAAUUUGA